UACGCAUAUAGACUGAGUUCGUUUGUUGUUUAGCUAAAGUGUUCCGACAUGCUUUGGAGCCAUCACAAAAAACUUACGUGAUGCAGGUGAGUGAUGUGCUCUCAGAUUUCCAUGUUCAUUGUAACUGGUUACCUUGUAAGGCCAAUACUAUGAGUUCUAUUGAAGUCAGUGAGAAUGUUCGUAGACGUAGGGCCACUGUGAACUCGUCACUUUCCCUUGGCUGUCAUAGAUCCACUUAUAACAGAAGGUGGAAUAAAAUGAGAGCUGCUUUCAUGAAAAAAUAUGACUUUCUUUCGUUCAGUGAGUUUGCUAAUGAAAGCACCCUAAAAGAAGUAAAUAGAGAAAUCAGUUUUAAUGAAAGUACUUCAACUAUUACACCGUCCUCUAGCAACAUCAAUCAGAGGCUUUCAGAUAAUAGUGGAUGUACUGAAGUGAACUUGUGCUCUCAAAAAAUCGUGAAUCGCAAAGAACUGAUGAACGACUUUAUGAUGUAUAUAAUGUCAAAUACAUCUCUGAGAAUAAGAGAUGCUGAUCGGGUUCUGUACGGUCUACGAUGUCUUAUCCCGGACAUACCGAAAAGCAUCAGAGGUGUUCUGAAGACUUGUCCAAGUGUUCAGCCAAAGUUCAUCGGCAGUGGGGUUUACUACCAUCUAGGAUUGAGAACCAGUCUGCUAAGAUACGUUGAGCUUUGGUUGUGUACUAUUGAUUUUGACUCUUUAAAUUUGUAUGUCAAUAUAGAUGUGCUUUCUAUGUCUAGAAGCUCCAAUCAACAGUUAUGGCCUAUACUAGGACGGAUCAUUGCCCCUUUUCUAUCUACUGAUAUUGGAAUCUUUAGGUGCUCCGUAGUUAGCCAUGAACACACAUGGAUCUCGGUUAAGGACAUAAAUUGUAAAUGUAUGGCCAUCAAUUGUAGGAAUUAUCUAGUUCUAAUCCCAUUGCUGCAUACUUGGCUGUAAAUGCAUUUUGUUUCACUAGUGUUUAAUAAAUGACGACAAAUGAUUUAAUUAAGUCUUAUGUUAUUUUACGGCUGCAUACGAAGUAACCUAUAUCUAUUACUUAAACUUCAGGUGCCUUAACUCACCGCUUUCUGUGAUCCUCUGUCAACGAAAAAGACCUUGGUAAUCUCUGUGACAUCGCGACACAAGGUUACUUUCACGAUAUCCGAGACAAGAUGAUAAAGCGUAAUAGAAGAAAAGAAAAUCAGGUAUGUAUUAAUUUAAAGUGAUAACCUCCCUACGGCUUUAUGGUUGCAGUCAACAACAUUAACAAACAUAACCGUAAGUUCAGCUUCAAGUAUUUGGCUGUGCCAAAGCAAGUCAUUGAGAUAUGGUUGUGACUUUUUUUCUUUUUUUUAAUUCAGAAUUCACAGGACGACUACCUCAAUUCUCAAUAGCCGAACGAACGUGGCUUAAGGGAAUAGUCCGUGCAAUUGUUUUGAUGUUCUACCUAGAUUUCAAUAAACAUUAUUUUUUCAAACAGCUUACUGUUUUACUUACAUGGGAAACUGUUGAAGUGUUGAGAAUGUGUGUUUGAGUGUCAGUUAACUUUUGGUUAAAUACACAUUCCUUAUAAAUAAAACAUCACCUGUUCCUUCUUUUUCAGAUAAUUUCAAAUAACAAUGAAUUAGCAAUUGCAUUGGAUAUGCAAAACAAUCGAUGCUUAAGCUUCGGCUCUAGUGUUGUACAAUAAUAC
This is a messenger RNA of Schistosoma haematobium, 1692 nucleotides long. RefSeq lists its product as uncharacterized. The record is from RefSeq and is a predicted model, not a curated record. The transcript is spliced from 3 exons. Lineage: Eukaryota; Metazoa; Platyhelminthes; Trematoda; Strigeidida; Schistosomatidae. Bases 81 to 956 code for a protein of 291 amino acids.